Molecule: messenger RNA, 6867 nt
Organism: Trematomus bernacchii (emerald rockcod)
Lineage: Eukaryota; Metazoa; Chordata; Actinopteri; Perciformes; Nototheniidae
Product: ankyrin repeat and IBR domain-containing protein 1-like
Biological process (GO): ubiquitin-dependent protein catabolic process; protein polyubiquitination; positive regulation of proteasomal ubiquitin-dependent protein catabolic process
Cellular component (GO): ubiquitin ligase complex; cytoplasm
Molecular function (GO): ubiquitin conjugating enzyme binding; zinc ion binding; ubiquitin protein ligase activity
Source: RefSeq, a predicted model, not a curated record
CACACCGAAGCGGGCCAGUCAGUCUCGCCCCUCCGCUCACAGCAGCAUCGUCCCCGGUCCGGUGGCAGAGAGAGGAUGGUUCAGCGGAACAGCAGCCGGGGAUGCGAAUGACAGUGAGAAGAUAAUGGCCCUCGAUAUACGCAGGUUUCCCAUUGUGCGAUUGGUGAUCAAGUGAAACGACUGUGGCAGGAAAACACAAAACCAUGUUGCUCUAAGUUGUGACCUGCGGUGAACGGCGGAGGCGGAGGGGGAGGAGGGAGGCGCAGGCAGGCGUAAGGGCUUCUGCCACAGCUCCCUUUAGGCGGCCUUUUGCAAGCUUGAAGCCAUGGGCAACACGGCCACCAAGUUCAGGAAGGCCCUGGUGGGCGGCGACGAGGCCCUGGCCUGGCAGCUGUAUGAGGGCAACCCUCAGUUCAGGGACGGCCUGGACCCCAACGCUUCGUACGGAGAGCAGUACCAGCACAACACGGCCCUGCACUACGUCUGCCGCCACGCCAUGACACGCCUGCUCAGGUCUUUCCUGUUCAGUAAAGAGGGGAACCCCAACAAGUGUAACGUGCACAACGAGACGUGCCUCCACGUGCUUUGCCAAGGCCCGCAGAUCCUGCUGCUGCCAGAGGGGGCGCUGUCGCCGCGACUGGCCCGACCGCAGCGGGACGAGCAGCGCCGCGCCGACUGCCUGCAGAUGAUCCUGAGCUGGACCGGCGCCAGGCUCGAUGGAUGCCAGUACGAGAAGGCCAAAGUCAACGCCAGCGAUAAUCACCACAGCACAUGUUUGCACUACGCCGCCGCGGCAGGCAUGAAGAGCUGUGUGGAGCUCUUAAUCCAGAGCGAGGCAGACCUUUUUGUGGAGGAUGAGGACAAGUUGACGCCGUGUGACCACGCGGAGCGGCAUCACCACACCGAGCUGGCCCUCAGCCUGGAGUCGCAGAUGGUUUUCUCCUCCUCUUCAGCUCAGCCGUCAAACACAGACGGUGAAACCAACCUGCUGCAAUUCAAGGAGCCGUAUGAGGGACUGAAGCUGCAGGACCUGCGCAGGCUGAAGGACAUGCUGAUCGUAGAGACGGCAGACAUGCUUCAAGCCCCGCUCUUCACUGCUGAGGCCCUGCUCCGUGCACAUGACUGGGACAGAGAGAAGCUUCUGGAGGCCUGGAUGUCGGACGCCGAGGGCUGCUGCCAGCGCUCAGGUGUGACCAUGCCCACCCCCCCACCCAGCGGGUACAACGCCUGGGACACCCUACCCUCGCCUCGCACCCCCAGGACCCCGCGCUCCCCCCUCACACUCACCCUCACCUCCCCGACCGACAGCUGCCUCUCACCGGGAGAGGAGGGCCUGGCUUCGUGUGGAAUCUGCCUCUGCUCCAUCUCUGUGUUUGAGGAUCCAGUGGACAUGUCCUGUGGACACGAGUUCUGCAGAGCAUGCUGGGAAGGGUUCCUCAACGUGAAGAUUCAGGAGGGCGACGCUCACAAUAUCUUCUGCCCGGCAUAUGAGUGCUACCAGUUGGUGCCGGUGCAUGUGAUAGAGAGUGUCGUUUCCAGAGAGAUGGACCAGAGAUAUCUACAGUUUGACAUCAAGGCAUUUGUGGAGAACAAUCCUGCCAUCCGAUGGUGUCCUGCGGCUCGUUGUGAGCGGGCGGUGCGUCUCACCCGACCGGGCCCCGGGGACAGCGACCCUCACAGUUUCCCCCUGCUGCCCUCCCCAGCUGUGGAUUGUGGCAAGGGUCACCUCUUCUGCUGGGAAUGUCUUGGUGAGGCCCAUGAGCCAUGUGACUGUCAGAUGUGGAGGAACUGGCUCCAGAAGGUCACAGAGAUGAGGCCUGAGGAGUUGGCAGGUGUGAGUGAGGCUUUUGAGGAUGCUGCUAACUGCCUGUGGCUGUUGACCAACUCAAAACCCUGUGCCAACUGCAAGUCUCCCAUUCAGAAGAAUGAGGGCUGCAACCAUAUGCAGUGUGCCAAGUGUAAGUAUGACUUCUGCUGGAUAUGUCUGGAGGAGUGGAAGAAGCACAGCUCGUCGACCGGAGGCUAUUAUCGCUGCACCCGCUAUGAGGUCAUCCAGCAGAUCGAGGAGCAGUCCAAGGAGAUGACUGUGGAGGCAGAAAAGAAGCACAAAAGUUUUCAGGAGCUGGAUCGUUUCAUGCACUAUUAUACUCGCUUCAAGAACCAUGAACACAGUUAUAAGUUGGAGCAGAAACUACUAAAAACAGCUAAAGAGAAGAUGGAGCAGCUGAGCAGAGCCUUCAUCUGCCGUGAAGGCACUCCUCCGGACACACGGUUCAUUGAGGACGGUGUGUGUGAGCUGCUGAAGACACGGCGGGUCCUGAAGUGCUCUUACCCUUAUGGCUUCUUCCUGCAGCCAGGCAGCACCCAGAAAGAGAUAUUUGAGCUCAUGCAGACGGACCUGGAGAUGGUUGUGGAGGAUCUGGCUCAGAAGGUGAACCGGCCGUACCUGAGGACUCCCUGCCACAAGAUCAUCAGCGCGGCCCGUCUGGUGCAGCAGAAGAGGCAGGAGUUCCUGGCGUCAGUGGCCCGAGGCGUCGCUCCCAACGAUUCUCCGGACCCUCCCCGCAGGAAUUACCCUGGAGGAUCAUGGGAUUGGGAGUAUCUCGGCUUUGCUUCACCUGAGAUGGGGAGUCGUCACUCUGUACUGGGAGCGGGAGAUCAAAGAGAGAGACAGUCACAGGAUUACGCUGACAUCCAGUACCGACGCCGACACCGACCGCGGCGCAGAGGAGACAUGCUGAGUCUGCACAACCUGAGGAGCAGCAGCAACACGCCGGAGACGAGCCGGAGGAGCGACAGCACAGAAGGUCCAGAGAGGAGUGAGGGCCGCCGGAGAGCGCUGGGCUCGCUGGAUGAAGACGAUCCGAACAUCCUGCUCGCCAUCCAGCUGUCCCUACAGGAGUCCCGCAGAGAGAGAGGCCUGGAGGGAGGCAUGGAGCUGGGGAGGGUGGAGCUGGGGAGGGUGGAGCUGGGGAGGGUGGAGCUGGGGAGGGUGGAGCUGGAGAGGAGGCCGGGUCACGCAGGAGACUUGGGGGACAUUUCUUUGCACUCCCUCAACACGGACGGUCCUCCAGGAGCCAGAGGCUUCCCCACGUCGCUCCUGGACCCCCCUCGACCCCCUAACAGGACAGACUCCACCUCCCAGCCUCCCGCGUCCAACUCCCUCCCCCUCCCGCCCCCGCCUCCCUGCCUCAGUGCAGAGCUGCUGGAGCUGGGAGACAGCCUUAUGAAACUGGGGAACAUAACCACUCCUUAUGACCUCGACACACACACUCAGGAGCAGCUGUGCUCUCUCCACACAUACACCCACAGCGCUGCUCCCUACAGCGACCCUGCGUACAGCGACUGCAGCCACAGAGCGGAGCUGCCCGCUGCGUACCGGCUCGACCACAUCACCAUCUCAAACCCCGCCUACUGCCACACCAGUGCUUAUUUAUCGGAGGCUGAACGCGCGGCCUCCUGCUCACAUGAACGCUCACAUGAACGCUCACAUGAACGCUCACAUGAACGCGCACAUGCACUCUCACAUGAACGCGCACAUGAACGCGCCCAAAACCCCUCCCGUCCUAGCUCCUGUAGCCGGGAACACGCAGCCUUGUACGACAGCGCCCCAGCACCAGACAGCUCUUACGCCCCGGGCCCUGAACACAGCAGCUCUUACUCUCAGGAGCGUCCCACCACCUACGCUCUUGAACGCCCCAAAUCAGACCCAGUGCCGCCCACCCUGUUGUGCCUCCCGUCUCCAGAGCUCGAGCCGGAGCUGAUGCUCUCCCCGGUGAUCCCUCCGGGGGGGGCGUUCACCCCCAGCGACCCGCAGAGUCUGGAGCCGCUGGACCCCACAGCCAGCGCCCAGCUGCUGGACAACAUCAUGGCCUGGUUCAACAACAACAUCAACCCCCAGAACAACCCGCAGAGCCUCGCCCUCAUCCCCUCUCCGCCCACCACAGAGACAGACUCCUCCCCCGACACACACACUGAGACUGAGUCAGAGGCCUCCAGGGACCCCGCCCCUGUCUGGCUGCCCCUGGAGGGCGGGCCAGUGGACGGGGGCGGGGGGAGUCCUCGUCUGGGUGCUGCGGGAGCGGAGGUCCCGACGACGUCGAGGCCCAGCACUCUGGAGCUCGACAGCAGAGCGACUGGAGAGGAGGGGGUGGACGCAGGGUGUGUGGCUGACCUGUCGCUGGACGAAGCGCACACACACCCGUGCUCACACUCCCAACGUGGAGACAGUCCCGCACACACUGCCCCGGACACAGAGAGAGACUUAGACCUCGUCCUUCAGUUAGAGGGGGAGCAGUCGCCUGAGGAGUGGGAGGAACAAGUGCACCUAGUGUGACAGAACAACGUGGAGAGAGAAGGUUAAGACAAAGAGAGGUGGAAGAAAGUCAAAGACUGCGGAAAACAUGAGAAAUAAUGGCGAUGCCUCAAUGAAAGAUGUUCUUAGGAGUGUUUACUGUGUGUAUUAUACUGUAUCUAGAGAGGACACAAAACCCUGCGGACUUUCUUCAGUUACGAUGAUGUCAUAUGCAGUUUGAUUUCACUUUUUUAUUUUUAAAGUGCUUUUGUCUGCUCUAAAACAGACACACUAUUAGUGUUGAAUUGAAAAGUACAUCAAUGGAAAGCUACUGAUAUCAUAACACAUAAAAUGCUGCACAUGUUUUCUUCCUUUAUUUAUUCCCUGUAGUUUUCUUCUCUGUUUGUUCAGGGUGAAGUUUUGGUGCUGAUCAUGCUGAAAUCCAAACUUGCCUCAUAUUCUCACACCUUUUAUUAUUGUCACACCGACCCAACCACGAGCCUCCUUCAGCCAAAUAUGAUGUAACCUUGGAGCUGGUUGAGCGUACUGUACAAUCAGAGGGCCUGGUUCUGAUGUUUGGACCUUCUUGCACACUGUGCCUGCUUUGUUAGGGAGCCAACACACUGCUGCUGUUUGGUAGGCUGCAAGGAACCAUGAUACACUCGUCUCUGCUUUUUGUUUGAAAGUUGUUGAACCCCCUAUUUGUCUUUAUCACAAAUUACCUUUCAUUCACAGUUCUGUUUUUAACACCUGCUUUGGCUCAGUUUUCAAUGUGUAUAAUUACAAUUAUAUAUUAUAAUGAUUUUUUGCGUCAAAGUUGACAUGGAAUACAUUACGGACAAUUCAGUUUUACAGCAUCAUCAUAUAAAUAUAUUUUUCUAAUUUAAAAAAUAAUUGAUUAAACUAAGAUGCUGUAAUUUAAGUCUAGAGUCUGACACUACAGUGAGUCACAUAUUCAAACGCCUUUUUAUGUUGAAAAGUAAAAUAUAUCAAGUCAGUAAAGACUAAAGAAAUUCUUUGUCAACAGUCUUAUGAUGUUGUCGACUUGUUGAUUAGUUCAUUUAAUCAACAUCUGUAGAAUUGAGUUUUCCAUAGAUAAUCAUGCAAAAGCAACCCUUUUAACCACAGAUGCGUUUAAGAGUCAUUCAGUCUUAAAAAAGCUUUUAUAAAAAUGACUAAACGACAUAUUAAAAAGUGUAAUUGAGAGGAGACGACUACACUUUGUUCAUUGAGCCAAAGCAAUCAGACAAUAUUGUUCAUGGAAACACUCGUCUAGUUGUUUUGAUCAUAUCUAUUCCACUACUGAUGACGAGUACGGUGUGCUGUUUAGAGAUGGGAAAUGGGUUGGGUUUUUACUGUCAUUUAUCCUAUUUUUUUUAAUUUCCUUAUUCCUAAUCAUAGAGAUGAUUUCUUUCCAGUUAAGACCUGAGUCGUUGGGUCUGUGUGCCUUUUUUGUUCGAGUCGUAUUUGUUUAUUUGUUGGUAUUUAUUAGUGUCAUUACUUUUGAAACAUGCUAAACACACCACUGUGGCUGCUGCCGUACACUGAGAUGCACAUUCGUUUUAUUUAUCCUCAAACCUGAGAUUUAUUAUAUUUUACCUUAUCCCCGGAGAAAAACUGCUAUGACACUAAGUCAAAUUAUUUCAGAGUUUCCCCUAGAUUUAACAAAUCCUUUGAUCUCAACGUUGUUCAAAUGUAGUUAGCCUUUGACUUUUCUUGAAAAGCCAAGUAGCACUCUGAGACCUGGGUUGUCACUUUAAACUUCUAUCUUAAAACUUUAUUGCCCAACUGUAAUGUUUACACGAGAACUAAACACUGCCUGUUGUGUUGAGAUAUGAUCUGGUGCUCUUGGGACUGAAAUGAAAAUGGAGUGUUUUUAAUCAUACUUUCACGGCAGGACACGCUUAUGUAAAGAUAUCCUGAUUUUGUUGAAAACAGAGUGUGAUAUGCAAUCAAAAAGGCAUAACUUAUAAUGGAGAGUUUGAGUUUUAAGCUUGUUUGAGGUCUGGAGUGCUCCAUGACGUGACACAAAACCCUAAAAUAUCACCUUUUCCUCUCUAAACUGUGAAGGUGUUGACAGAGACAUUUCAUUAUGUGAGGAGAGCUGGUGUCACCCAGAACAUUUCAACAUUGUUUCCCGAGGAAUGGUUUAAUCAACAUUUAUUUUAGGUUGCAUUGUUGCACCAGGAUACACAUUGGAAGAGACUGGGGUCUUUUAAUUUGCACAGGCAUGCUGUCGAUGUGUUGCACUAAUCCAGUGCAAGAUGUGGAGGACUGAUGAGGGUGGCUUUUAUUAUUAUGAUGAUAUUUUCCUUUUAAAUUUUCUUGAUUUAAGAAUUGGAUGUAUGGGGUCAAGGGAAUGGUCCUGUGCCAUUUUGUACUCCAUAAAUAAUGUUUAUAUUUUAAAGAUUCCUCAACCAACCACUACAGAGUUUGAAAAAAAGAAAUUGCACUUCAUAGAUUAUACUUGAUACAUUCCCAGUCAGUCCAUAAGAGAGGUUUGAUGUGUGGCCAAAACUGUAAAUGAAAGUGUCAGUGCAAAGUUUACUCUCAAUAAAAACAACUGAAAGUGU